GCCUGUGAUUAGAGCCCCACCUAUGCUGGGUAUCCGGUGUCUGCUUCCUCCUAGGAUUAAUCUUUCCCAAGAUCUAGAUGUUAGGGGUGGGGGGGAAGGCGUGGGAACACCGCUGCUCUGGAAGCUGGUUGACAAUAGCCAGUCCCUGAGCUAGGUGCCCAGUAGGCCCUCCCCCUGUGUUUGCACAAGGGGCUGUGCCCCAGCUCCAACACCCAGUUGGGUGGAAAGCCCAUAAGAGCUGCUGCAGUGAAAGAGGACAGCUUCUAAACUGGUCCUCAGCGUCUGACCCAGAGCGGCUUGAGGGUCUACAGAUGGGGAGACCUGGCCAGAUCCCAGUUCUUCCUGUUGGCUGCGAGGUGCCAGUUGGCUGGGACUAGCUCCAGGCUCAAGAGGUACAUGGGAUAAGAGUGUGGUUCCUGUCCAGGAAGUAGGGUGUAGCCCAGAGACUGGUAGAUACCAGGCUAGGCUUUGGGUCAGAGAACAGAAAGCAGCAUGUCUACCUAAGGCUCAGGUUGGCCUGGGGGUCACAGCAGAGAUGCUACCUCCUUACCCUGAACCUGAGGUCUUCACUGAAGGAGGCUGGCAAGUGCCUGGCUGGAGGACCAUGGAUUCCUUGGGUCCCCAGGGCAGGCCUAACUGGGAGGUAGCUCAUUAGCCUGUGGGAGACUUAGAAUUUCACGGCAGUGAAGAAGGCCUUGGAGCCAUUGGCAGCAGCAUACCAGGGACAGGCAAACAGCCAUUUACCUGGAAAUGGUUGGGCAAGUAACCAGACUUAAGGCAGGCAGGUCAUCCUGAUGGGCCUGAAACUGCCAAGGGUCACCUAGAGGCCACUAUGUCUCCAAGUUGGAGGUGGUCCUGUGGUUCCGUAGAGGCAUCCCUUCAAUGUGCCACAGUGGGAGAGGUGGCUGACUGGCGGGUGGCCGGCCAUUAGGUGAUCAGAUAGAUGGUGUAAGGAGUAUGGACAGUCUGUAGGGGUUGUGAAUCGGACAGCUUCAGGGAACUAGAUGUUCACAGGGCUACCCUGGGGGCCCUGGCUGGCCACACAGUAUCACAAGACCCCAGAUGGUCAGAUCCCAAGAGCUGUACAGCCCUUCCAGGAACUGGCAUCUUGAGGCACUCUGUGGCUCCAAUGGCGGCCUCCCAGCUGUCUGCACUGGAAGGGGAGGGGUUGGAGGCUGGUGAGCCAGCCCUGACCAAGUCCAACCCUGGUUGCUUGUACUCUGAGGGCCAGCGGCUAGCUCUUGAAGCACUGCUGAGCAGUGGGGAAGAAGCCUUCCGGGCCUGCAUGCAGCAGGAGAGGUUGCCCCCAUUUCUGAGUGCAGAUGAGGCUCAGGCCCUGGCUGCAACUGCUGAAGACUGGACUGUACCAAGCCAGGAGCCAUGUGGAGCAGGCACAGGGACUGCUAUUGCUGAUGGGAAUACUGGCAGCGUGACCUACUGGCCUGGGCAGUCAGAGGAGCCAGCACCCCUGCUGCGGCUGGGCUGGCCUAAGGAUACUGCCUGGAAGGGCAUCACCCGAGCUCAGCUCUACACCCAGCCACCAGGCGAGGGCCAGCCACCUAUUAAAGAGUUGGUACGCCAGGAGAUCCAGGCUGCUUGCAAGCUGGUGGCUGUAGUCAUGGAUGUCUUCACCGACCCUGACCUGCUCACAGACAUGGUGGAUGCUGCCACACGUCGCUGGGUACCUGUCUAUUUGCUGCUUGACCUCAAGCAUCUGCCUGCCUUCUUGGCACUAGCCCAGCAGCUAGGGGUGAACCCCUGGACCACUGAGAACCUGGACAUCCGGACUGUGCAAGGCCACACCUUCCAGAGCCGCAGGCGACGGCAAGUGAGCGGCCGUGUGCGGGAGAAGUUCCUGCUGCUGGACGGUGACAGGGUCAUCUCAGGAUCCUACAGCUUCACGUGGAGUGACUCACGCCUGCACCGGGGCCUGGUGACCCUGCUCACAGGUGAAAUUGCAGAUGCCUUUAGCCAGGAGUUCCGUGUCCUGUAUGCAGCCUCCAGGCCACUUCCACCAGCACCAGCUCGAAGCCCCUUGUUCAGCCCUUCUGAGGGUCCACAGCUGCCCCGAAGUCCACACCAUGUGGCCCUGCGCUGUCCCGUGGCCCCUGUGGCCCCAUUGCUGUCUGAUAGGCCUUUGGCCCACCGCUUGGCUGCCUGUCACAUCCUUGAGGGGGACAGACGAGAGACCCCCACUACCACAGGGCCAGCUCUCAGUGACAUCUUGAGGAGUGUACAGCGUACAAGGACAGCCAGUGGUCCCCCAACCAGGCCCAGCCGUUCCCUAUGGGACCUCAGUCGCCUGUCCCAGCUCUCUGGCUCCAGUGAUGGUGACAAUGAGCUCAAGAAGUCCUGGGGCUCCAAAGAUACUCCAGCCAGGACCCUGAUGAGGCAGCGGGGCACUGGAGGGGGGCCAAGGGGUGAGAUGGAUUCCCACCCACUAGCCCGGUGACAGCCAUGGGGUGGCCCCCUCCCUGUGAUUCCAGCCCGCCACCUGCAUUAUCUAUCCCCAGCCCAAAGGAGGCUGGGAGAUAAUGCCACAUCAGACUGGGCCUCUGGCUCAGGCCCUGGAAGGCGACGCUGAUGGGUGUUCUGGCUAGAUGUGGCUGGGCAGCUGAGGGUCAGCUCAGAGCCCCUACCAAAGUGGAAGAGAUUGGUCUUAAUUGCUCUAGAACUGGGUGAGCUCAGCAGAGCUAAGGGCUUAAUGUCACCAUGCGGGAAAUGGGCAGAAGGUUCCAGA
This is a messenger RNA of Cricetulus griseus (Chinese hamster), 2740 nucleotides long. The record is from RefSeq and is a predicted model, not a curated record. NCBI's taxonomy places the organism in Eukaryota, Metazoa, Chordata, Mammalia, Rodentia, Cricetidae.